CCCGAAGCAACAUUCACAUGCGCUCAGAAACAAAGGUCGCAAAUAAGCAAGAGCGCUCCAAGAAAUCGAGACUACAACGUUAAUCAAUCCACAUUCUGUCAACAACAAAUCGCAAAUAUGGCGACCACAACAACCAAGAAAAGCGACGCACCCACAAACCCCCGCGGUAUCCCCUACGCCCCUUUCGUCGACAAUGUAUCAGACUACUGCACCACCCGCGCAGAAGUAGAGCCAACCCUAAAGUCCUUUACCGAAAUGAUCCAAAAGUACCAAUUCAUGGAAGUAAACACAUCUCGUCGCGCAACCGGUCUUCGCGAAAAGAUUCCCGAUAUUUCAAAGACCUUGGAUACGGUCAGAUUCUUGAAGAGCAGGGAUGAAAAUGCAGAGGAAUUGGAGAGUUUCUUUGAAUUGAAUGAUACACUGUUUGCAAAGGCCAAGGUGCCAAAGACUGAUGAGGUGUACUUGUGGCUGGGGGCUAAUGUCAUGUUGGCUUAUCCGAUGGAGGAGGCGGAGGAGUUGUUGGUGGGCAAGUUGGAGGCGGCUAAGAGUGGGUUGGAACAUGCAGAGGAAGAUAUGGAUUUCUUGAGAGAACAAAUUACGACACUCGAGGUCGCUACUGCACGCGUCUACAACUGGGACGUUGGUAUGCGCAGAAAGGACAAGGCUGAGGGCAAGACCGCUGAGCCCAGCGACUGAAAGACGACUGGAAAUCAGGAGAUCACCAACGACAUAUCUGACGACUGGAGGCUUUCGACCAACAAGAAAGAGGGGAACACGCCUCACAGACGACAAUCUGAGAGAAAACCAUCCGCAUCAUACCAUGCACGCCCAGCAUCGACGUACUUCGGGUCAAGCACUCGAGCUACCGAGGGAUGUUGGUCGAGGUCUAUGCAACCCCGACCGUAUGACUACUGUAGACAGCAACCAGCUAAGGUCGCCUGGUCAGCCUCCUCGAGAGAGUUCCACUGUACAUAUACAUACCGCA
Molecule: messenger RNA, 985 nt
Organism: Aureobasidium subglaciale EXF-2481
Lineage: Eukaryota; Fungi; Ascomycota; Dothideomycetes; Dothideales; Saccotheciaceae
Exons: 3
Coding region: 118-696 (192 amino acids)
Biological process (GO): protein folding; microtubule-based process; tubulin complex assembly
Cellular component (GO): cytoplasm; prefoldin complex
Molecular function (GO): tubulin binding
Source: RefSeq, a predicted model, not a curated record